AUGAUGGACUCGAUCAUGACAACCAUGAACGCACCGAAUGGUUCACUUUCGAAUGCAGCACAAUUAUUUACUCUUGUCAAGGAAAUGACCAAAUGUUAUUCGAUUAAAUUCAAUGAAUUUCUAGAGAGAGGUCGAGAGGAUGAUUUUGUGAUGGCAUUUCGAGAAUUCUUGACAUGUGAACACAAUGACAUGACUCUUGAUCUCAUUUAUGAAAUUGAAGAUUUUAAAUUGUGUCCAAAAGAGGAUUACAAAAAACGAUUUAAAAAGGCAAAGAAAAUGAUUCAAUGGUAUAUUAGAGAUGAUUCAUCGAGACAAGUGAAUUUACCAGCAACUCUGAAAGAUCAAUGCAUGUCAGAAUUUGAAAAGUCAACAAUUUCUAAAAAUGGAAAUCAUGACAAUCUGUCCUCACUUGAAGCCAUCUUUGACAAGAUUUACACACAUCUCCAUUACUCUCUAAAAAGUGAUAAUUUCUUCAGAUUUACAUCGAGUGACCUUUUCGUGAAAUGUAUUCUUCAAAAUUUACAAACUCUCAAACAAAAACUUCAAAACUCCAACAUGUCCAAUUCCUCAAACAAUAACAACAACAAUCAGUCACCACCAAAUUCAGCUCCUUCUCAUUCCAACACUUCCACCUCUCCUCGUCAACAAGAUUCACAAAGUCAACAAUUAUGGAAUAAUGUCUUGGAAUUAUUUUUUUUGGAAAUUGGAGAAAAGAAAUUAUUACCAUCCAACCUUAAUGCUCCAAACAACAAUGGAAACAACUACAACAAUACUGGUCAUAACAAUGGUGCCAUUCAUGACUCAAGUCCAGUAUCUUCUCAGAGUCAAUCAUCUCAAGAAAAUGAUUCCAAUGUCACGAAUCAUCCAAAAUUGGUACCUUCCCAAUUCUUCCUUAAUGUAAAUAGUUUCAAUUCCUCAUCAGAUUCUCAAUCCUCAUCGCCCAAUUCUUUAUUGCCUUCCACUUCUCCUCCUCCUACUCUUUCUCCAAGAGGUUUAAAUCAACAAUUACUUACAAAAGAUUUAACACAACUAGCUUUGGAAUUGGAUGAAAUUUUAGAAGAACCAUUCACUCAAAAUCGAAUGGUUCAUGAAAAACAUUUUCGAUUUAUUCAUUCAUUGGCAAUGUCGAAUAAUUUAUUUACAAAAUUAGAUCCACCUAUUGUGAACCAUGAAAAACAAGAAAAUACAAAUCAAAAUGGAUCCAACGCUCCAGUUGCAUCCAUGAAUUGGACAUGUGCCUAUACUGCUGACUUAAAACAUCCAAAAAAGAAGAAAUCUUAUCGAUUAUUUAAACAAACUGGAAUUUUAAAUGCAUCUCCGUUGGAAGUUUUGUAUUCGAUUUUGGAUGCUGAAUAUUCGAGAAUUGUUGGAGAUCAAAUGAAUGAAGAAUCCAAUCCAUUGGAAUAUGUGUCAUGUGAUUUUUCCACAAAUAGAAAGAGGAGAGCAUUGUCAAAUCCUCCGUUGAAAGAAAAUGGGAAUUCCAAUUCGUGUGAAAACAUGACAUCUUGUCAAGAAGAUGAAUUUCACUCGACUUGGGCCACAAGAAUGCUUUUCAAAUUAGGUUUUCCUUUGAAAUCAAGAGAGUUUUUAGUGAGCAUGUCAUUGCGAAAUGAAACAUUGGCCAUGUGGGAUUUGAAUGGAACGAGAAGUGAAAAAAUUUUUAGAGAAAUUUGUAAAGAUCCUUAUUCGAAUUUUACAUUGGUGAGGGCUCCUUAUCAAUACAAUGAGGAUAAGAUUGAUGUUGUGAAGAAUCAUACACGUGGAAUAUUUUUUGGAGGAACCAUUAUUGAAAAAGUUUCUGAAAACCAAACACGAUUCACUCUCGUUUCACAUAUUAACAUGAAUACCAAAAUACCAACUUCACUCUAUUACAGCUCUGCUCGAAAUCGAACGGUCGAAGUGAUUUCCUCCAUUCAGUCCGUUGUUGAAAUUCUCAGAAAUCGAAAAUAUCAAAAUUCUACGUCAGACGAACAUUCAAGCAAUGAGAGUUUAUCUUCUUCUUCUGAAACAAGUUCGAACAUGAAAUUAUUUCCAACUUCUCCUCGAAUUUUGGAAAAAACCAUCAAAUCAGAAAUGUUAUUAAGGACACUGAAUGAAAAUAUGCAAAAAAUUGGAUCGAAAUAUGGAUUUACCAUUGAAGAGUUGAUUUCACAUUAA
This is a messenger RNA of Naegleria lovaniensis, 2157 nucleotides long. RefSeq lists its product as uncharacterized. The record is from RefSeq and is a predicted model, not a curated record. The transcript is spliced from 2 exons. The coding region runs from base 1 to 2157 and encodes 718 amino acids. NCBI's taxonomy places the organism in Eukaryota, Heterolobosea, Eutetramitea, Acrasida, Naegleriidae.